AUUUAGUUUAGUAAUGGUUGCUGCCGGAUGGUUGACUCUGAAGACUCGUUCUACCUUCUGCUUUCUACUUUCCAUAUGCCCUUUUUUUGGAUACUAGAAGCAACUGGACCCGUAGUCCUGGGGGAAGAAAAUUCCAUCCAUAUUCUCUAAUUUCUUAACCAUGGAAUCAUUGAUUGUCUCGCCUCUCCUGGAAGUGGUGUGCGAUAAGCUAGCUUCACAUUUUUCCGGUAGAGUUCGAGCUCAUAGGGAUUUCAAGGAAGAGGCCAAGAAGCUGCAGGACACGUUGCAGAUGAUUCAAGCUGUGAUGGAGGAUGCAGAGCAGAGACAGCUGAGGGACAAGAAGAUCAGGGUUUGGCUUUCAAUGCUCAGGGACGUAGCCUAUGAUGCUGAUGACCUCCUGGAAGAGUUCCGGACUCAAGCCCUGCGCAAAGAGUGCUUGAAAAGGCGGCAUAAUCGCAAUAUACGCAUGAAAUUCAUGACCAAGGUUCGAUUGACUUACCUGAGUCUUGAAUCAGUUCCUAGUUCCCUUCGCAUGCCUUGGAAGCUGAGGAAGAUUCGAGAGAGAUUGGAUGAUAUAGCCAAGGACAUGAACAGUUUCCAAUUCAAGGAAGCCACUGCGUAUGAUGAUACCGAGAGUAGAGAUAAAAGAGAGACUGGACCUUGCAUGGAUGAAUCCCAAGUUUAUGGCAGAAAUGAUGAUCUGGACAUGAUACUCGAUAUGUUGUUAAGGAGCAAUAGUGGCGGUAGCAGUUCACUGGAUCCUUCUGUUCUGGCAAUAGUUGGGAUUGGGGGCAUUGGGAAAACAACUCUUGCUCAAUUAGUCUAUAAUGAUGAGAGAGUAACAAAGCACUUCGAUCUGAAAUUGUGGAUAUCAGUGUAUGACAAUUUUAAUGUAAAGAAGCUCACCGUGGAGAUGCUAGAUUAUGCAACCAACUACAGAGUUGAGUCCUCUCAGCUGGGGAUAUUGCAGUCUCAGUUGAGGGAAGCAUUGUGCGGGAAGAGAUAUCUGCUUGUGCUGGAUGAUGUUUGGAACGAAGAUCAAGAUCAAUGGGAGAUUCUGAAAAAUCCAUUAUGUGGUAGUGCUGAUGGGAGCAAGAUUCUAGUCACCACUCGCAAUCACAAGGUUGCAGCUGUUGUUAGGGCAAAUUCAACUUGUACUUUGGAAGGCCUAGCUGAGGAUGAUUGUUGGACUCUGUUCAGAAGACGAGCUUUUGCUGAUGACGAGGAAUUGCAAUAUCCAUUCCUAUUUCCCAUUGGUAAGCAGAUUGUCAAGAAGUGCAAAGGAGUGCCCUUGGCAGCCAAGAUCCUAGGAAGCCUGAUGCGCUUCAAGAGGGAGGAGAGGGAGUGGUUACAUGUACAAGAGAGCGAACUGUGGGAUUUGGAUGAUGGAGAGAACAGACUUCUAUCUGUCUUGAGGUUGAGCUAUAAUCACUUGCCAUCACAUCUGAAACGGUGUUUUGCAUACUGUUCGCUUCACCCUAAAGGGUAUGAAAUAAACAAGCAGAAGUUGGUCCGGUUGUGGGCAGCAGAAGGCUUGAUUGCAUCCGAGCACAGUGGUAAUGUCUCCUUCAAUGAUUUACUGCAAAUGUCUUUCUUUCACCAAGUAAGUAGCACUGAGCAUAGCAAGAGAGUAGAAUAUAAAAUGCAUGAUCUCAUUCAUGAUCUUGCAAAAUCUAUUGCUGGGGAUGAAUUCUUGACACUAGGGCAUAAUAGCUUGCUUGGUGGUUUUGGAAAAAGUCAAAACCUUAAGGCAGCUAGUAACAAUCUAAUGCAGAUUCGUCAUGCUGUGGUUGAUUGUAAUUUUAAGACAUCUUUGAUCCCCGAAACCUUGUACAAGGCAAACAAAUUGCGUACCCUUAAUUUGCUGUCUCCAAUGGAUGAUUAUGGGCAAAUUCUGCCUGCAGUUAUUUCGGCCUUUAGACAUCUCAGAGUGCUGAAUCUGAGUGGAUGCGAACUUGAAAAGCUGCAUAGGUCAAUUGGUGGAUUGAUAUAUCUGAGAUAUCUUGAUCUCUCUAACACUCUUAUUGAAACCUUACCAGCAACGGUAGGCCAACUAUGCAAUUUGCAGACACUUGACCUCUCAGGUUGCAACAAUCUCAGGAUGCUGCCAAGUGAAGUGACAGAUCUGAUGAAUCUGAAGCAUUUGAAUAUAAAUAACUGUGGAAGACUUGCUCACCUGCCAGAACAUAUUGGGAAGUUGUGGAAACUUCGGACACUGCCACUCUUUAUUGUUAGGCAUCCUGAAGGGGAAGAUCUAGAGGGACUCGGGUAUCUGUUCCUUGAGGGUGAGUUGAGUAUUAAGUGCUUGGCGAUUGUACAAAAAAUGAUUGACAAGUUACCUGAUAAUCUUUUGUUGUAUCAAGGACUGGAGUCACUUAAACUCUCGUGGGGGAAUGAUAAUGAGGGCAAAUCAGAGCAUUACUCAUUUGAUCAACUAGUUGGAGGUCAACUGAGUGCAGAUUCAGUAGUUUUGCUUGAAAAGCUGCAGCCAAACAAAAAUAUAUCAAGGCUAUCAAUAAAAGACUACCCAGGGUCAACCUUUCCACAAUGGAUAAUGAGUCCAGAAUCAUGUAUACAAAAUCCAAGUUUCCAAAAUCUCAAAGAGCUGGUUUUGAUCAACUGCAGAAGAUGCACUAGUGUACCUACUCUUGGGAAACUUCCAUCACUUGAAUAUCUAAGCAUACAAGGAAUAGACACUGUGGUAAAUAUUGGUCAGGAAUUCUAUGGCGAAGGUAAUGCGGCAUUCUCAUCAUUGAAACAACUUACACUCAAAGAUUUAUGCAUUUUGAAAGCCUGGGAAAGGGCGGAUACCAUGGAAGCAUUCCCUUGCUUGAGCAGAUUAACCAUCAUUAAAUGCCCUUCUUUGACAACCAUGCCCUGGUUCCCUUCUCUUCAGCAUUUGAAAUUUCGCAACUGCAGUCCUAUGUUAUUAAAGUCAGCAGCAGAGUUAUCUUCACUCUCUACACUUGUAAUUGAUGUAUUUCCAGAGCUCGCAUAUCUACCACCGGGGUUGCUGCAAAACAAUACUUCUCUAACAGCUUUGACAAUAAGUUCCUGCCCCCAGUUAAGUUCAUUGCCAUGGGAUUUGACGAAGCUCGAAGCUCUAAAAUCUUUGACCAUUCGUUGGUGUGAGCAGCUAUCCAUGUUGCCCCAAGGAAUAAAGCACCUAACUUCUCUGGAGUCUUUGGAGAUCAUUGAGUGUCCCAGUCUAGUCACUUUGCCAGAGGAAGGCAUGAAGGGUCUGCAGUCUCUCUGUUCUCUUUCCAUUGAGAACUGCAGCAGUCUUUCUUCUCUGCCUGUAGGAAUAAAAUACCUUUCAGCCCUUGAGCACCUAGCUAUCAUGUACUGUCCAAAUUUGACAUGCAUACCAGACAAUCUGCAACAUCUCUCGACCCUCCGAAGACUAAAUAUAUUGAGCUGUCCAGAGCUUGUGGUUCUGCCUGAAGCCCUAAGGCACGUUACAUCGUUGCAGAACCUGGAGAUUCGCAGCUGUCAAAAUCUGAAGGAAUUACCAGAAUGGUUAUCCUCCCUCAUCUUGCUACGCUCACUGGCAGUUUCAGACUGUCCAAGCAUAAAAUCACUACCAGAUGGUUUAAAGCAUCUCAGUGCACUCCAACAUCUGUCAAUUAGAGAUUGUCCCGACCUUGAAAAACAGUGUGAGAAAGGUACAGGCGAAGGGUGGUACAAGUUAUCUCACAUCCCGUAUGUUUACAUUGGUUCGCCACCAUCAUAGCAUGGAGUUGAGAUUGUAUCUAUUUAUUUGGAUCUUUCACAGAGAUGCAUCCAGUCCUCACACAAUUAUUUUGCUCUCACAAUGUUCUGAUCAGCAAAUUAAUUGAAUAUUGUCAU
Messenger RNA from Rubroshorea leprosula, 3849 nucleotides. The record is from the annotation of a GenBank genome assembly. NCBI's taxonomy places the organism in Eukaryota, Viridiplantae, Streptophyta, Magnoliopsida, Malvales, Dipterocarpaceae.